Messenger RNA from Pseudomyrmex gracilis, 902 nucleotides. RefSeq lists its product as uncharacterized. The transcript is spliced from 7 exons. Lineage: Eukaryota; Metazoa; Arthropoda; Insecta; Hymenoptera; Formicidae. The record is from RefSeq and is a predicted model, not a curated record. The coding region runs from base 122 to 625 and encodes 167 amino acids.
UCAAAUAUUCGUUUCAAUCGGUGAAUUCUCUCGCCGUUUUCCCUUCACUGAUUAUCUCCCCAAAUAUCGACGUGGUGUCGCGCGAUCUCGGCAAAUUAUCAGGUUAUCGCCCCGUCCCAUCAUGGACGACACGAGGUUGCUGCACAAGUACUAUCGAGCGUCCGGAUACGGUUUAAACUCGCUGAUGUACAAAUUCCUGAUCGCCGAUUACCAUCUCAAACAUCUCUUCAAUUUGAACGCUUACUGCGGUGCGGUGACAUUCGCCACGUUCAUCUUCGCGGUGGUUAUGGCCGUUUGUUCGAUCAUGAGUUUAAAUACGGUGACGUCCAACGACACACUUUUUCGCGAAUUGUUUCGGAGAGCGGAGAAGAAGUUACCGCGGAUGGAGAGCGUCGUUAGCAUCGUGCCGCCGUACAAGUGCAUUCACAAGCAUCUGCAGCGGAUGACCGUGUUCCAAACGAAGACAAAGAAAACGUUAUGCAAAGAGCAACUCGAGCUGGAAAUAAUGAACAGCAAGAUGUCGUGCAUCGAGAAGCUAUUGAAGCCGGAGGAGCAAUCCGAGUGGCGUCGCAGCAGAUCGCCGAAAUUGUACCACCGACCGAUCAAUGCGGAAACGUUCAAAUAAGAAUACGAAUAAACGGAAAAGAGAGCGGGGCGGUGUAACACACGCGGAAAAACAAAAACAAAAAUAAAAAGCAAGCAUUAAAAUUCGACGCGAUUUUGUUGUCUGGUAAUGUCGGAGCGUUGCGCGUUAAUUGAUCCGUAUAAAUGUAAUAAUCGUUGUACGACGGCGCGUCACGUUUUAAACGGCCGCAUAAAUCUCGCAAAAUAUAGCGAAGUAACAGAUUUACAUACAUUCUCAUUAAUUGUAGCAUUAAAUAAUGGCUGUGAUUUGAUAAACG